GCAUUGAAAACAUUGCGUCAUUUGGAAAAACCCGAGAAUAAAUUAUGGCACUUUAAGGAAUUAGGAUCCAACGUUACAAAACAGCUAAAUUUAGCCCCGAAACACUCGAGAGAGGGUUUGAAGCCAGUCUUAGAUGCCUUCAACAAAAGCUUUCAAUUUUUAGAGACUAUAGAAACCAGAUUCCAAGUUGAAAGAGAAAAAUAUCUCCAAGAAGAGGACACAUCAACUCAACCCAGUAACACCAAUCAAACGAGAAAUAAAUCCUGAAGAAUGUA
Molecule: messenger RNA, 275 nt
Organism: Bemisia tabaci
Lineage: Eukaryota; Metazoa; Arthropoda; Insecta; Hemiptera; Aleyrodidae
Source: RefSeq, a predicted model, not a curated record